Molecule: messenger RNA, 1164 nt
Organism: Didymosphaeria variabile
Lineage: Eukaryota; Fungi; Ascomycota; Dothideomycetes; Pleosporales; Didymosphaeriaceae
Exons: 2
Coding region: 1-1164 (387 amino acids)
Source: RefSeq, a predicted model, not a curated record
AUGUCGAGCUUGCAAGCAGUCGAAGAUGACGAAAUCGUGACGAACAGUUGGCGAGCCUCAAGAUCUGAUAUGCUCAUGCUGCUAAGCCGGGUCUCGUACCGAUCGGUGCUCGCAUUGUACCUGUUCGCACAAACGCCCGUGCCAGCGGGUAUAGGUGAAGAGGAAGAGCUUAGUGGUAUUAGUGGGUCAGUAUGUAUGCACGUGGCUUUGAUGCACAUCCAGAAGCUGCGGCAGCGGUGCGAUCCAGUUAAAAAGGCUCAAGCGAACGUCACUCAAGCGUUCUUAGAUCUCGAAAGUAGAGCCUACUGGGCCGCAGUGAUUUGGGACACGUCAGACUCGCUGAGCAGUGACAUGCGCACAUCUUUGACCUCGGGUCUCAACGGCGCCUGUUCAGAGCCUGCGUGGCGCCUGGCUAGAGCAUUUCUUGUUGGAUCAUUUACACCCAGCACAGAGCGCUGGCUCACGAAUGGUUUCGACAUUAACGAUGAGAAUGCAUCCCGGAUCAUCGGAGCGGCGUCCGUCAGCCAAGUGCUUAUGUGGAAGAAUGUCACGUCCUUGAAGGAGGCGCUUCGUGAAGGAGUUGACGAAGGCACCGUCCUAUGGGUAUGGAACUCGCUGCAGGAUACGGUCAGCAUAUUCAGGAAUUCGAUUCGCCCUUUGCUCGGUCUGUGUGAGAGACGAAUACAAUUCCUCGGCCAGGCGGUCCGGUUAUGUUGGUUCGAAGUUACCCUGCGAUACUGCGUAGGCGUCAUGGUCCUCCUUGACGCGCUCGAAGUGGCGAAACGUUCGGAUCUCCUGGAGCAGCUCCUUGAAGUUCGAGACGAGGUCGAGCACGAAUCGUUCGCUGUUCUCAAGUUCGGCAUGGACAAUGUCUACCGUAUACCAACGCAAGGGCACCUUGAUACUGAGGUUGCUUCGCUGAUACCAAGAGAGCCGAUGGAGAUACCGUUUGUAACACUGUAUGCGUUUCCACGCCACGUUGUCACACUUGUGCAAUUAGUGUGCAGAGGCAUCGUUCAGAAACGUCACGAGGAGAAGUUAGACCGAAACGUUUUCGCUCACCUGGCCUCGAUGUUGGUGGAUUCUCUUGCUCUGCUCCCACGCAACUUGAAGGAGAUAGGGUCUGCCAGACGGGGCCUGGAAGCAAUGGUGGAGGGGGCUUGA